This is a messenger RNA of Vitis riparia (riverbank grape), 3408 nucleotides long. RefSeq lists its product as uncharacterized. Gene Ontology annotation, cellular component: piccolo histone acetyltransferase complex. Gene Ontology annotation, biological process: regulation of transcription by RNA polymerase II. The coding region runs from base 1612 to 2973 and encodes 453 amino acids. NCBI's taxonomy places the organism in Eukaryota, Viridiplantae, Streptophyta, Magnoliopsida, Vitales, Vitaceae. The transcript is spliced from 14 exons. The record is from RefSeq and is a predicted model, not a curated record.
UCUUCUCCUCAUCUAUCGAUCCUUCCCGCUUUUCCAAGAUCCCCAAUUUUUUAUUUGUGAAUUUGUUAUUUUAUAUCUCAGUUUAUUAUUUCAGUAUUUUUUUGGUAAUCUGUGCAUGUUUUGGUUGAUUUCAAUUCGCAGUCUGGUUCUGAUUUUGUGUGUUUAUUUAUUGGAAUAAUUUGAUGAUUGUUUGGUUCUCGACUUUUUGCUCUUUUCUGCGGGGAUGGUUCCUCUAUCUGCUUCUGAACUUUGGAUUUUUAUUCAUUUUUAUCAUCUGUGUGACGCGGAAUGGUGAUGUCGAUAGUGGAUAGGGCUUUUAGGGUUUGAUGUGCGACUUGGAGAACGAGGUCAAGUUGUGUGUGUGGAACAUCUUGAUAGGGUUUUUGUCCUUUUUUGGUAAUUUGUUUAUUUACUUAUAAUCUCCUUAAUUUGUAGCAAAUUUUUAAUCUCAACAGUAUUUAGGGAUGGGAAUGCGGGAGAUGCAAAGUGGAAAAUGAAGUUACUAUGAAAUUUCCGUUGCAUGUCAAGUAAAUUAAACGCCGCUUCUCUUUUGGCUGUUUGAUUACGUUAGAAAGAUGGGAAAAGAAACGGGUUUAAGCUACUAGGGUUUUAACUAUUUGGGGCUCUAUCAAAUGAAACGUACCUUUAGCUGUAGGAAAUAUGACCUUUAUUGCUUGACAUGAUAUAGGUGUGCUUUUCAUUUCUUGGUAGACAGAAAGUUAAACCGUAAAGAUUUACUGUUUUCUUUUUGGCUCUUUUAGUGAUUUGGUAUCCAAACUGAACGUCUGGGUUUAUUGGAAUGGAGAAACGGUAUGUUUUACUCCUUGUGGUCGUCGGUGUAUUAGUUAAACUAAUGACGAUACUGGAUAAUGGUUUGUUUCUUUUGUGAUGGGUUUAUGCCUUAUUCCUUGUUAAUAUUUUAUUUUAUGUUCUCUUGUCCAUCAUUUUAGGACAACCAACCUUCUCCACUGUCAGUGGAUCUCACUUCAAGAAUUUACCACUCCCUAACCUUUUAAUCAUCUCAAGAAACAACCCAUUUAUUAUAGUUUCCUGAAGGCACACCAAGUGAGGCCUCUGUUAUCUGAUCAAAGAUUAAACUGCCUUCCUUUGCCUGUUAUUAAUCAGCCUCUUAACAUUCCAAAAAACUAUUUUAAGCUUCAUUAAUCCACAUGAACAAGAGACCAAUCAAUAACCUGAUCCAGCCUUGCUACCUUAUCCAAAAGGAGGGGUUCUCUCGAUCGCCUUUCCUAACUUUUAUAACCAUCCUAGCUUAUAUACUUUGUCUUUGAUAAAUUGGUAAGCUUAUCAGGCUGUAUUUUGCAAUGUGGGCCUUCUCUUGAGAACAUAUAGGAUGUGCUUACUUCUCUUUUCUUCUUCACUAUCUUUCAGGAAUUUUUCUGUUCUAGCUUAUUAAAGUAUAGCUGAAGAUAUUGUUUCAUUUAAAGAACCUUAUAUGUAUGGUAUGCAUCUGAAGACAUCAUUGUUUGGUAUGCAUCUGAAGACAUCAUAGUUUACUCUGUUGGUGAUAUUUAAUAUACUUUUAUUAUGUCAAGUGUAAUGGAGUUGGUAUGAAAACAAAUUCAGAGCUGGUUCAUUUGGAGCUGAGUUGACAUGAGUAGGCUAUCAUUCAGGCCUCGUCCUCUUGAUAUUCACAAGAAGCUCCCAAUUGUAAAAUCUGUCAAGGACUUCGAAGAUGAAGAUAGCCUAACUUCCACACGAAAUUCACAGAUACUGCGCCUUGCUGCAGAGGCUGAUAAUGAGGUGCAUCAGGUUCCUAGCAAGAAAUUGGCUCCUGAGAUACCUACUCCACAGUUUGUUGUUGUUGAUACAUAUGAAAGAGAUUAUUCCCGCACUUUUUGUCAACCAACAUCAUAUUUACGUGGAAGGGGAGCUCGGGCUGAGAUUGGUGAGUUUGUUGAGUAUGACUUGGACAAUGAGGAUGAAGAUUGGCUUCAUGAGGUCAACAAUGAAAGAAAGAUUCUUGCACCAGAAAAGUUUGAGUGUCUAAUUUUCAAAUUGGAAGUAUUGGAUCAUAAAGCUCGAGAAAGAGCAGGGAUUAUAACACCUACACUUGGUUCACCAAUUCCUGUACUUUUACAGCUUGAUGCUGCUACUGAGGCCAUACAAGCCCAGUCCAUAAGAUUUGCAGUUUUCCAGUCGGUUUAUAAUUACUGGAGAGAAAAGCGUGAACGGUGGCAGAAGCCUAUUUUGCGGCGAUUGCAGCCUCCUCCACCAGUUAAUGAUACCAACCCGUACAAUGUGUUUAGGCCAAGGGAAAAAGCUCACAGACUUCAUACAAGAAGGAUGCAAAGGAGGGAAAACAAUGUGCAGUCAUUCGAAAAGCUUCGCCAGGUCAGGCGCAACCUAGACCAAGCCAAGACCAUAUUGGAGGCUUUGAUUAAGAGAGAGGAGAAAAAGAGAGAUGUCAUGGAGAGUGAAGUUAGCCUUCAAAGGAUUCAAAUAAAGUAUAAGCAUGAAACUGAGCUUCUUGAUGAUAGCUUGGCACUCCCUGGAUUUCCAACCUUCCCUUGUAAAAUUGGUUCAAGUGAGGAAGAAUUUGUGGACUCAGAUGACGUUGCAAACAGCCGUCCACAUAUACGACCUACGGUAGGACAAAAUCCAUCUUUGGUGGACUCCAAGCUGGUGAUGAUUUCUGGAGGAAACCUGAGACGGGAGUUGAGGCGGCAGCAUGUGCCCCAGGGGUGGCUUAAUAAAAUGGAUCCACUUGAGCCUGCUUUGUUGUUCACAAGACCUCUAGAUCCAGAAAAGUUGGCAGCUGCUGGCAUAGUACCGCCAUCUGAUGAUUCUUCAAUUAAGCAUAGUCCAUCUUCACCGCACUUUAGCUUAAGUGGAAGGAUUGGGCGUGGAGGGCGAAUAGUAUUUGACAGAUGGAAUCCACUUUUGCUUACUCCAAUCGAAUGGGGAAACCCUUUUUAUAUGCCACCAAAACCCAGGCCUUCAACACAUAAUUGAGAGAUUCAGUUGGCCUCUUUUGGAUCAUGUGCUUGACCUGAGGCAAGGUGAAGCCAAUGCAAGGAGAUUCGAUUCCAUCCUUAACGGGAUCCUAAAGGUUGAGAGAAAUUUUGGAGUAGGUGCAUUUUUGUUAGACCCAGAUUUUGUAAAUGGGUCACACCUUGUCCAUCAGCUGAUUUGAAGAGAGAGAAUGUGUCUGCCCCUCUUCUCAUCUGCUCAUUAUAUGAUUGUGCUCCCAUUCUCUCUCUCUCUCUCCUUUGUAUCACACACAUGGUAUAAUAUAGAUAGUUUUAGGUGCUACCUCUCUUUCGCUCUCUCCCUAUUACUCGCACGGUAUGAUAUAGAGAAAUUCUCUAAUUUACUGUUCCGUGCUACCUCUCUACCUGUUUUUCACACACGUAAUGGUAUUCCAUAUGAACACAUUGUCUGUUAUUU